This is a messenger RNA of Bubalus bubalis (water buffalo), 2645 nucleotides long. RefSeq names its product aldehyde dehydrogenase 7 family member A1 (gene ALDH7A1). The transcript has 18 exons. The record is from RefSeq and is a predicted model, not a curated record. NCBI's taxonomy places the organism in Eukaryota, Metazoa, Chordata, Mammalia, Artiodactyla, Bovidae. Gene Ontology annotation, molecular function: aldehyde dehydrogenase (NAD+) activity. The coding region runs from base 50 to 1615 and encodes 521 amino acids.
CUUCAGUUGUUCCUCGGGCCGCAGGCGCUCUUCGCAUCCCUGACUCAGUAUGUGGCGCGUUCCCGGUCUGCUCUGCGUGCGCAUUGCAAGGAAGAGCAAGUUCUCCGGAUCUUGGAGCAGGCCUACCGCCUUCAUGUCCACUCUGCUCAUCAAUCAGCCCCAGUAUGCUUGGCUGAAGGAGCUGGGGCUCCGCGAGGAAAACGACGGCGUAUAUAAUGGAAGCUGGGGAGGCCGGGGAGAGGUUAUCACCACCUAUUGUCCUGCUAACAAUGAGCCCAUUGCAAGAGUCAGACAGGCCAGCAUGGCUGACUAUGAAGAAACUGUAGAGAAAGCAAGAGAAGCAUGGAGCAUCUGGGCAGAUAUUCCUGCUCCAAAGCGAGGAGAAGUAGUGAGACAGAUUGGUGAUGCCUUGCGGGAGAAGAUCCAAGUACUAGGAAGCUUGGUGUCUCUGGAGAUGGGGAAGAUCUUGGUGGAAGGUGUGGGAGAAGUUCAGGAAUACGUGGAUGUUUGUGAUUAUGCUGUUGGCUUAUCUCGGAUGAUUGGGGGACCCAUCCUGCCUUCUGAAAGACCUGGCCAUGCUCUCAUUGAGCAGUGGAAUCCUGUAGGCCUGGUUGGAAUCAUCACUGCUUUCAACUUCCCUGUGGCCGUGUAUGGCUGGAACAAUGCCAUUGCCAUGAUCUGUGGGAAUGCUUGUCUUUGGAAAGGAGCUCCUACAACUUCCCUCAUCAGUGUUGCAGUCACAAGGAUAAUAGCCAAAGUUCUGGAGGACAACAAGCUGCCUGGUGCAAUUUGUUCCUUGACUUGCGGUGGAGCAGAUAUCGGCACAGCGAUGGCCAAGGAUGAGCGAGUGGACCUGCUGUCCUUCACCGGGAGCACUCAGGUGGGAAAACAGGUGGCCCUCAUGGUACAGGAGAGGUUUGGGAGAAGUUUAUUAGAACUUGGAGGAAACAAUGCCAUUAUAGCUUUUGAGGACGCGGACCUCAGCUUAGUCGUCCCCUCAGCUCUCUUUGCAGCCGUGGGGACAGCCGGCCAGAGGUGCACCACCGCGAGGCGCCUGUUCUUACAUGAAAGCAUCCACGAUGAAGUUGUCAAUAGACUUAAAAAGGCCUACGCACAGAUCCGUGUUGGGAACCCCUGGGACUCUAACGUUCUGUAUGGGCCACUCCACACCAAACAGGCAGUAAGCAUGUUUCUUGGAGCAGUGGAAGAAGCAAAGAAAGAAGGUGGCACCGUUGUCUAUGGUGGCAAGGUUAUGGAUCGCCCUGGAAAUUACGUAGAACCGACGAUCGUGACUGGUCUUGACCAUGACGCAUCCAUUGUACACACAGAGACUUUUGCCCCAAUUCUUUAUGUCUUUAAAUUCAAGAAUGAAGAUGAGGUCUUUGCAUGGAACAAUGAAGUCAAACAGGGACUUUCAAGUAGCAUCUUUACCAAGGAUAUGGGCAGAAUCUUUCGCUGGCUUGGACCAAAAGGAUCAGACUGUGGCAUUGUAAACGUCAACAUUCCGACGAGUGGGGCUGAGAUUGGAGGUGCAUUUGGAGGAGAGAAGCACACUGGCGGUGGCAGGGAGUCGGGCAGUGAUGCCUGGAAGCAGUACAUGAGAAGAUCUACUUGAAAUUGCUCCACCCAAGUGCAAUAAGAUGGUAUGUGAGGUGAGGCCCGUGUGGUUUUAGGUGUUAAAGGAGCACGGGUGAGGAACCGGGACACUGUCUUGGUCUCAUUUACUGUUUCUCCCUGGCUCUAGAACCUCAGAAGGAGCAGGUGGGGGGUUCUGUAGCAACUUCAUGUAGGUCAGGAAUUUUUUUCCCCCUCCAGCUUUACUGAGGUAUAUAAUUGAGAAAAUCGCAAUAUAUUUAAAAUGUAUAACAUGAUGAUUUACGUACGCAUACAUUGUGAAAAGAUUCCCACGGUCAGGUUAGCACAUCCUUAGCCUCACAUCAUUGUGUGUGUGUGCACGCACGUGCAUGCAUGCUUAAGAUCUACUCUUAGCAAAUUUUUGAAUGUAUGUCAGGAGUUUCUGAGGUGCUUUGGCUAUGGCUUGUUUAGUCUCAGACAUAUGCAUGCUCUUUGUCUGAUUCCCUUUUGUUGAAGACAGUCUUGUUCCUUUUAUUUGUCUUGUGUACUUGGGAUCUAGGGGACCAAGCAUGUAUUAAUAGCUGCAGCCUUUUUGGAACCCAUUUAAUGGGGACACUCUGUGUCAGGAGUAAAGCCAGAUGGCUAAAAGGGAACCUUUUAUUUUCCAAAUUAUUAUAGUUCUUAUCUUAUCAAAUGUGAAUCCCUGUGUUUUUCCUGCUAAUUCACUGCAUGUUAUUGAGAGACAUAAAGAAGAUGAAGUUAUAUUCUCCAUAUUCUUUACACCCUGAAAACUACGACUAACAGAUAUGCUGUGUCUUUUCAGACUUUUGUGUUUCUCCUUUUUUUUUUCUUUUAUAAAACUGGAUCUGUACUAACAUUUUGUAUACUAAUUUUUUUCACCAUCUUAUAACUUGAACAUUUGCCCUUGUUGACAUAUUGCAGAUCGGCUACAUUUUUUUCAUGACAUAAAAUUUCCUCUAUUACGUGUGUACUGUUCUUCAUUUAAUUUUGUUCAUUUUUUAACCCCCCUUAGUACCAUCAACUACAGUAAGGACCUUCCUCUGGCCCAA